Messenger RNA from Peromyscus eremicus (cactus mouse), 733 nucleotides. Its product is annotated as protein WFDC11-like. The record is from RefSeq and is a predicted model, not a curated record. Lineage: Eukaryota; Metazoa; Chordata; Mammalia; Rodentia; Cricetidae. The coding region runs from base 344 to 595 and encodes 83 amino acids. The transcript is spliced from 4 exons.
ACAAUCUACACUUCCUAAAGCAAGAAGAAAAGCAGGAACCAGGCACAAGGUCCUGUGUGUACCCACCUUAAGAUCUGAGAUAGAUCUGACCCAAUUUAAAGCACUAUCAAAAUCCAGAUCGCGGACAUUGAUUCCUCUCAUCACUUGCCCUGUGUGCAGAGGUUCCACUGUCCCUGGAACUGAGGAGAAAGGGCCACCAGCCUAACGGUGAUCAGCGUCUCCAUCUGAGAACGUCGUCAGAGCAGCUCCUGGGAAAGCAAAAAAAAAAAAAACAAAAAACAAAAAAACAAAACAAAACAAAACAAAACAAAAAAAGCGUCUCCAGACACCGUCGGUCAGUGUCAUGAAGCCUUCAAUGCUCCUGUUGGUCCUGUUCCUCUGCGUGCUCCUGCUGCCUGCCCCGGGAUGGAAAAAGAAGAAGUACUCUCAGAGAGAGUUGUCACUUCAGGAGUGCUGGGGACAGCCAAAAGUUAAUGAUUGUAAGAAGAAGUGUUCUAGACGUUUCAGAUGUUUACAAAAAAAUCACACAUGCUGCUGGACCUACUGUGGUAACAUCUGUGCACCAACUGGGAAAUUUUUUGAAAGAAAGAAAUGACCCUGACUUCUCAGUGGCUCGACCUCAUGUGAGCUAGCAGACAUUUGGAGACCUCAGUGGUGACUUUAGAAAUGCUGUGUUUAUUGGUGGGUAAAAAGGCAAACAUAUUUGAAAAAUAAAUCACUCAAACAGCUGGGC